GUUUUCCACUUGCACCGUGGUCGGCCGAUUCAGUAGUACAGCCAGUCACGUGACCGACGUGCCCCGUCCGUUCCACUGGCACCGACAUGGCGUCCGUCAUCAAAGACACGGGCGAGAUCUGGGGCAGAUUGUUCGACCAUCGUCCGUUCGUCCAGGGGGAGGUCACGUUUUUCCUGCGAGAGUUUCAGGAAAAAAGGUCUGACAGGGAGGUGGAACGGCUGUUCAAGAUACUCGAGUUCACGACGGAGCUGAAGGAGAACCAGUUGGAUCGUACCGAGCAACUUGGCGACUGUCACUUACCUAGCCUCAAGGCAAACGUAGAUGUUGCGCUGAGUAUGUGCAACCGCGUCUUACAGAGGGAGGAAAAUUUCGAUAGCGAUAACGUUUUGAGCGAAAACAGAUUGCUUAGGAAGAAGGAGUGGGAGAGAUUCAUAAAUGAUAUGAGCGACAAGUGUCAAAAGGUGGACCAAACUUUCCAGGAGAAGGAAAACGAAAUACAGGAGUUCUAUAUUGACCUGGAGAAGAAAUUGCAUAUUACGCCAUAAGAAUAAUAAU
Molecule: messenger RNA, 555 nt
Organism: Wasmannia auropunctata (little fire ant)
Lineage: Eukaryota; Metazoa; Arthropoda; Insecta; Hymenoptera; Formicidae
Gene: Muted
Product: biogenesis of lysosome-related organelles complex 1 subunit 5
Exons: 4
Coding region: 87-545 (152 amino acids)
Cellular component (GO): transport vesicle; BLOC-1 complex
Source: RefSeq, a predicted model, not a curated record